Messenger RNA from Dendrobium catenatum, 2936 nucleotides. RefSeq names its product E3 ubiquitin-protein ligase hel2-like. Lineage: Eukaryota; Viridiplantae; Streptophyta; Magnoliopsida; Asparagales; Orchidaceae. The coding region runs from base 75 to 2594 and encodes 839 amino acids. Gene Ontology annotation, molecular function: ubiquitin protein ligase activity; ribosome binding. The record is from RefSeq and is a predicted model, not a curated record. The transcript has 7 exons. Gene Ontology annotation, biological process: rescue of stalled cytosolic ribosome; protein ubiquitination.
AAAGGCGUGCAGGGUCUGUCCAGGUUCCGUCUCUCUUUGUCUCCCUCCUCUCCAACGAGGGAAGUCAUAGCUAUAUGGAAGACUGCUGUGCUGUGUGCGCCGAAACCCUCGAGUGGGUCGCCUAUGGAUCAUGCGGCCACCGCGAGCUCUGCUCAACCUGCGUUGUACGCCUCCGCUUUAUUCUUGGCGACCGCCACUGCUGCAUAUGCAAAACGGAUUGCCCCACCGUCUUCGUAACCAAGGCUUUGGGGAAUUUCACGGAGGCAAAAUCGGAUUUUUCAGAAUUCCCAUCUGGUGUUAGUGAAGGCCAGCAUGGUAAAUACUGGUACCAUGAGGUCUCUCAGGCAUAUUUUGAUGAUGUGGACCAUUACAGAAUCAUAAGAGCAAUGUGCAAGCUUUCUUGUAGUAUUUGUGAUAAUAAUGAAUCUGGUCAAAAGAGUGAUGGCAGUAACAGAAGGAACAAAUUUCGGAGUAUAGAGCAGUUGAAAGGUCAUCUCUUCCAUCAGCACAAGUUGUUCAUGUGCAGCUUAUGUCUGGAAGGUAGAAAGGUAUUUAUUUCUGAGCAAAAGCUUUACAAUAGAUCACAGCUGAGACAACACAUAAGCAGUGGUGAUUCGGAGGUUGAUGGAAAUGAGAGUGAACGUGGCGGCUUUGCGGGGCAUCCCGUAUGUGAAUUUUGUAGAAAUCCUUUUUAUGGGGAUACUGAACUUUACAUGCACAUGUCUACCGAACAUUACAUAUGCCACAUCUGCCAAAGGCAACACCCUGGUCAAUAUGAUUACUAUAGAAACUAUGAUGACUUGGAGGUGCAUUUCCGCCAAGAGCAUUUUCUAUGUGAGCAUGAAGCAUGUUUGGCAAAGAAAUUUGUUGUCUUUCAAUCUGAAGCUGAGAUGAAGAGGCACAAUGCUAUUGAGCAUGGUGGUCAUCUGUCUCGCUCCAAAAGGAAUGCAGCUCUUCAGAUACCUGUUAGCUUCAGAUAUCGAGGGAGUGCUGCACAAAACCAAGGACGAGGAAGAUGGCGUGGUUUUCAUGCUGCACCAAGUCAAUCAACUAUCCAUGGUGGUUUAGAGAUGGCAGAUGCGGAUGGAAGGUUGUAUGAGCCAUCUUCUGGUAAUGGUAUAACAAAUAGUGAACGUGGAGAAGCUAAUCAAUAUGAUAUGAUCGCAAGUUCUGUGGAAUCACUAGCUAUCAGUUCACACUCUGAAGAAAUAUCCUCAAUGUCUGAUGCAAACAACACCCAGAGUUAUGGGAGUACGCCUGCUGCGGAAGAAAUUUCCUUUCCUCCCAUCUCUAAUUUUGAGCCUCCUGAGCUAUCAUCUUCCAGGUACGUGCAGGUUCUUAAUCAAGGGAGCUCUGCCAGACUUGGUGAAGCAUCAUUUCCUCCCCUUCCAGGAGUGAAGGACAGCGUUAAACCAAUUAUAGCACCUGUAUCAGAGGGCUUAGCUGCAAAUACUAUUGCAGCUCGUCUUAAGCUUCAUAACAAGGGUUCUGUGAAAGUUUUGCACUCUGCGCGACUGAAGGCAUCACAAAAUUAUGCUCAUGGUCCCUCCAGUUCAGUGACUUCUUUGGAGAUGAGGCCACAGACAAGAAGCCAUGGUCCUGCAACAUCAACUUCAAAUUCUAUAACUGGGGAUACAGCAAACCAGGUAGUUCCACCGAUUAGUUCUGCAAGUCCUCAGGCUUCAACAACAAGAGGAAAUGGCUUUGCGGCUUCUGCCUCUAUUCCUAUCAGUUCUGUAUGGAAUUCACGAAACUUGAACAGAGUGAGGCAUUCUGCAUCAGCUACUGCUCUAAGCACAACUAAUCCUUCAAAUACUCCUCUAUCCAAUAAGACUUCUUCCGCCACUUUAAACCAGGAAUUACCCACUAGCAUUGAAUCCUUGCAACAUGUGCAGAAUGUUCAAACAGCAAACAAGUCUUUAGUAGAAAGUAUUCGUGCUGGCCUGGGAAUGGAUGAGGAAAAAUAUGCUGCAUUUAAAACCAUUUCCACUGAAUAUCGCCAGGACAAAAUAGACUCUUGGGAAUAUCUCUCUUAUGUUGAGCAGUUUGGCCUUUCACAUCUUGUUCUCGAAUUGGCUCAGCUCUGCCCCGAUUCACGGAAGCAGCAGCUGUUGAUUGACGCUUACAAUGCAAAUCUAUGCAAUAAUGGUCUGCAAGAAAACAACAGAGGUAAGACUGUUAUAUCAAAUAAGGAUGGGAAGAAACCAAAGGGAAAGGGCAAAGCUGUUGAUCUUGUAAUUACUCCUGCUAAAGAUGCAUUGGCUGAUAACACUUUAGACCAGGAGGUAGGAGUUUUAUCGAAAGAUGGUUAUAACAAUGCAAAGGAUCAAGAUCUCUCUUCAGGCUCUAUUAUGAUUGUAGAUUAUUCAAGUAGCGAAAGAAAAACUAUUACCACUACGAACUCUGAUGGUGAAGGUGGUAAGAAAAAUCGCAAGAUAAAGUUUCAUAGAUUACCUUUAGGCAAUGGUAAUGCGCAUUGGAACCCUGAGAGAACCAUUGAGGAACAUUGUUCCAAUGAAGGCGAGAGGUUACAUGUACGAGGUGUUUGGCAUAAUGGCGGUGGAAAGAGACUUUUUUCUCAGAGCCAUGCUUAAAUUGAUUCUUCUUUUCGGUAAACUUUUGGUCCUAAUAGGCUGUGCAGUAAUUUUGGUCUGAGAGCCUGCUCAAAUCACAAUGAGCCCAAUUUGUGUAUACAGAAGGGCCCAAGAAACUUAAAUGAAGCGUUAGUGAAGCUUUUUGAGACUAAGUAUUUGCCCGAGCCCAGAAUUAGCUUGCGGUAAUAUAUGGUUCUUGUAUUUUUGAGACUUCGUAUCUUUUAUUUAUAUGUAAUAUUUGAUUGCUGUCACACUCAUUGCUCUUCCUAAUUUAUAAGAAGCAAUGGACAGGGUGAUAUUUAUUUAGGCUUUGUUUGAGUUAAUUUAAUUUUAAUUGAAAUA